Molecule: messenger RNA, 1725 nt
Organism: Alligator sinensis (Chinese alligator)
Lineage: Eukaryota; Metazoa; Chordata; Crocodylia; Alligatoridae
Product: scale keratin-like
Exons: 2
Coding region: 43-699 (218 amino acids)
Cellular component (GO): intermediate filament
Molecular function (GO): structural constituent of cytoskeleton
Source: RefSeq, a predicted model, not a curated record
CUCAGGCAGUUUGGGGAACUGUAUAAAAGAGCGAGCAACUGAAUGCUCUUCAACUACUUCUCUUCUCUUGACUUCGCCUUCCUAGAGAACUGGGCUUAUCUCCAUUGCAGCACGAUGACUUCAACCGGGGCCCUGUGCUGUUACCCGCCCCGUCCCUCAUGUGAUGUGGUGUGCCCGCGGCCAUAUGCUGAUGCCUGGAACGAGCCCUGUGUGAAAUCCUGCGGUGACUCCAGAGCUGUGGUCCACCCACCCCCAGUUGUUGUCACCUUUCCAGGACCCAUCCUCGCCUCCUGCCCUCAAGAGAGCUACGUGGGAACCUCUUUACCAGAAGUCAAUGGCGGCUCAUUUGGUUCUGGGAGCUCCUUUGGUGCUGGAUUUGGUUACAGAGGCAAUCUGGGCUCUAGAGGCUAUCUGGGUUAUGGAGGGGGGUCCCUGGGUUAUGGAGGGGGGUCUCUGGGAUAUGGAGGGGGAUCUCUGGGUUAUGGAGGGGGAUCUCUGGGUUAUGGAAGCUAUCUUGGUUCUGGAGGGUCUCUGGGUUAUGAAGGCCCUUUCUGUGGUUUGGGGGGCCCUAUCUGUGGUUACGGCUCAUACGGUGGGUCAUACGGUUCUGGAUUGUCAUCAUAUGGUGGUGGAUAUUCAUCGCCUUACUAUUCCCGCCGGUACAGUAAGUACCGCUAUGGAAGCUGUGGAACAUUUUAAACCCAGCAAGAACAUCCAUGGCACAGAGAAUAAUCAGGAAACGGAAAACAAGGCACAGAUUCAUGAACAAACGGUGGGGCCUGGCUUUUAGAAGUGCUGAGCAUCCCCUGUUCCUACUGAAGUCAGAGGAGCAGUAAAUGCCAAGCACCUCUGAAAAAAACAGGCCCUAAAAUAGAGCUGGGCAAAUAUUGGAUAGUUUAGGGUUGCUAAAUUUUGCUUAAGUGUUUUCAGUCUUUUAAUUUUGGUCACUUUUUAAAUAGGAGCACCAAAAACACACAAAAAACCAACAAAAUCAAAGCAAAAAGUCAAGCAACUUCAUUAGACAAAUAAUGAACGCUCUAAUGUUUUGGUGGUUCUGAAAUGAAAUUCUUCCUUUAAAAACAUCAAAGCCCUUUAGCAUUUGUUUUACAGCCAAAAUGAUUCGCUGAAUUCAACCCAAAGCAACAGUUUUGCAUUCCCUGUAUAUUUUAGCAAAAUUAAUUUUCAGCUAAAUUUUGCCCAGCUCUACCUUUAAAUAUAUUUUGCAUGUCACAGUUUAGAUCCAUGACAACUUCUGCUUAUUUUUUCCAGCUAUAUACUUUUCCCGUUAUAAAUUAAAUGGGUCAGAAUUUCAACUACGCUAAUCAUUGCCCUCUGCGUUGCCAGUGUAGUUUAACGGGGCUUUACUGUUUAUGAGACUAAGUCCACUUUUGUUCCAGUGUUUCUAGGAAUAUGUACCAGCAGCUUGUGGCAGCAUUGCUGAAGAACAUGUAUAAUGGAGAAGCUGCUUAGUACUUGCUUUCUCUGCUAUGAUUUGGCCUAUUGAAAAACCAUCUGGGAUUAAAUAAGUACUUUGUUAAGGGGCAGGGAAGGGAUGCGAUGAUCAAACUCUGCAAAGAACUGCAACAAAGAAAGCAGAAUGUCUUGUGAGAAAUGUGUUGCCUUUAGUCUUUGAAGCUCUGGAAAUAUUCUUUAUUUUUGUAUUACUGUGCUCUAAAACUGUAGACUCCACUUCUUGUUCGCAUUAAAAAUUAUGCUGCAAUGUAA